Penicillium verhagenii is the source of this 807-nucleotide messenger RNA. It is a transcript of the gene sec53, whose product is annotated as phosphomannomutase SEC53. Bases 1 to 807 code for a protein of 268 amino acids. Gene Ontology annotation, cellular component: cytosol. The transcript is spliced from 5 exons. Gene Ontology annotation, molecular function: phosphomannomutase activity. Lineage: Eukaryota; Fungi; Ascomycota; Eurotiomycetes; Eurotiales; Aspergillaceae. The record is from RefSeq and is a predicted model, not a curated record. Gene Ontology annotation, biological process: protein N-linked glycosylation; mannose metabolic process; GDP-mannose biosynthetic process.
AUGCCCACUGCCACGAGUGUUUUCCCUCCACUGGAGACCCGUCCGCUCAAGGACACUAUCGUUUUGUUUGAUGUCGAUGAGACCUUGACCAAGGCCAGACGAACUGUCACCCCGGAAAUGCUGGAGCUGCUCUCACGUCUGCGACAUAAGUGUGCUAUUGGUUAUGUUGGCGGCUCCAAUUUUGCGAAGCAGCAGGAGCAGUUGGGGUCAGCCACGGUAGAUGUGACUACCCUAUUUGAUUUCUGUUUCCCCGAGAAUGGUCUUGUUGCCUACCGCUUGGGUACGCUGCUCUCCAGCAACAGCUUUAUUCAAUGGCUCGGAGAGGAGAAGUAUCAGGAGCUGGCAGAUUUUUGUCUAGCAUAUAUCUCCAAGGUCAAGUUACCUAGGAAGCGUGGUACCUUUAUUGAGUUCCGCAAUGGUAUGAUCAAUGUCAGCCCAGUUGGACGUAACGCCAGUGUGGAGGAAAGAGAUGAAUUUGAGGCGUAUGAUAAGAUCCACAACAUUCGAAAGGAUUUGGUGGAGGCCUUAAAAAAGCAGUUCCCAGCCUAUGGCCUCACAUUUUCGAUUGGCGGCCAAAUCUCUUUCGAUGUCUUCCCUGCUGGCUGGGACAAGACUUACUGCUUGCAGCAUGUUGCAGCCGAAAAGGACAUUACAGGCACUGAGUACAAGAACAUUCACUUCUUCGGCGAUAAGUGUUUUGUUGGAGGCAAUGAUUAUGAGAUUUACUCCGACCCCCGAACUAUUGGUCAUUCGGUUGAGAACCCGGAUGAUACCAUGAAGCAGCUAACGGAGCUUUUUGACCUUUAA